GGAAAAGGACAGAAACGCAUGCAACCGGAAGAAAAGCAUGUGUAGGAGACAUUUUGACACAAGUGCAUCAGCUGUUUUAUUAGUUUAAGAGGCGUUUUGCUCUGUACCACAGCAUUGUAUGGCAUUAAAAAAUAAGCCCUUCGGGAUUUUCAAUGGAACAUUUUGAAGAAGAUUUGGUUGAGGCCCUUAAAGAUGUUGUAAAGGCCGGGAACUGGCAAUGUGUCGGAGAUGCAUCGAAAUUUAAGUCACCAUGCACGAAGUUUUACGCAGACGAUGGAGAGCACAUCGUUCUUGUGCGCACAGAGGACGGAAGGUUUUGGGCUAUGGACUCAUCCUGCCCACACGAAGGGGGCCCACUUGACCAAGGAGACAUCGAGGACCUUGGAGAUGGGAAACUGGCACUGAUAUGCCCCUGGCAUUAUUUUGACUUCAGCCUGGAGACGGGUUCCUCCUCCACAGGACUGCAGAAUCAGGUGUAUGAUGUCAGAGUGGUGGAUGGAAACGUUUAUAUUAACACACAAAGUACCUUGUCUCGCUACCCUGUCCCGGUGACAAAAACAGCAAAAACAGAUGUCUUGUCACCGGUGGAAAUAAAGUCAGCAUCCUCGGAAAAUACGCUCUGUUUCUGGGCCACAAAAAUCCUUUGUACUCCAGACCCAGAGGAAAAGGUGGCUUUGACUAAGGAUGUGCAGAGGUGGUGGGAUACUGGGAAAAUAACAGAAAUUGGGGAGUGUGCUCCACCGGAUCAGCCUAGCAGGAUGGAUAGCCUGACUGUGGUGGAGCCGGGCAAAAUCAAACGUGGCAAAGGAGGCACACAGGCAAGCAGGAUUGCUUUGCUUCAUUCUCUGGCCAACAUAGAGCAGUGGGCGAUUGACGUCUCAUGGGAUAUUAUAGCUCGAUUCUCUUCAGUCCAGCUUAGUACUGGAGACUCAAUGCCACGCCAGUUCUUCAGCGACUUUGUCAAAGUAGCAGGGGAUGAAGCCAAGCACUAUAAUUUAUUAGAGGAAAGGAUCAAGGAACUGGGUAGCUCUUUUGGUGCCCUCCCAGUGCAUAAUGGUUUGUGGCAGUCAGCGACAGAAACUUCUCAUGAUCUUCUGGCUAGACUGGCUAUAGUACACAUGGUCCAUGAAGCCAGGGGCUUAGACGUGCACCCUCAGACGCUGUCCCGCUUUGCAGCUCAGGGAGACACAAACUCGGUAAAGAUCCUAAAGGUCAUCUACACUGAUGAGAUCACUCAUGUGGCUGCAGGACUGCGAUGGUUCACACACAUCUGCUCCAAGGAGGGGCGGGAUUGCUUGAAGACUUUCCAUGAUUUGGUGAAGUUGCACUUCAAAGGGUAUUUAAAGCCCCCUUUUAACACAGAGGGGAGGAUGACAGCAGGGAUGACAGAAGAGGUAUUUUUCUUACUGUUAUAUUUUAGUAUGCAUCAUGUCCUAACAUUAGUGGCUUUUGAAAAUGCAUAAAAAAUGAUAACCUAAUCUGAUUUAGAUUUUAAAGCAUGUGUAAUAACCAGAAUCGUUUUCUCCACAGUGGUACGUUCCACUUGUUAAACCCUCCAGCUGACCGAAGGUGUCCUUCACCUUUUGAUACGAAAAGAAAAGCUGCUAUUCACUCCCGUCUGUUCAGAAUAUGCUCACUCACCAGUAACUGCCAUCAUUUACGUUACAGCAAAAAUUAGCUGUACUUGUUUUACGUGUCCAUUGCUGUUGUGAAAUGGUUAUUUACGCAGGGUUUUGAAAGUGCUGCUGCUAUAUUAAAUCGUGUCAUCUGUUUUUUUUCAUGCAUCAAAUGCAUAGAAAAGUGACAGACUAGUGAUUAUAUGAAAACAUUCACUUAAGUUUCUUGCCAAAAGCAUUUCUUGGAAAUUUAAGAAUCAAUUUUUUUUCGGAAAGGGAAAAAAAAACGUUUAAAAAAAGUUUACUUUUUUGUAUGCACUAUAUUGAGUAUAAUCCAAUAAAUAAUAUAAUCUUCAAA
Messenger RNA from Colossoma macropomum (tambaqui), 1974 nucleotides. RefSeq lists its product as uncharacterized. NCBI's taxonomy places the organism in Eukaryota, Metazoa, Chordata, Actinopteri, Characiformes, Serrasalmidae. The coding region runs from base 153 to 1463 and encodes 436 amino acids. The transcript is spliced from 11 exons. The record is from RefSeq and is a predicted model, not a curated record. Gene Ontology annotation, molecular function: 2 iron, 2 sulfur cluster binding.